AUGACGGACGAGCUUCAAAUGUCGAGGCAUAUUAUUGUCAAUGGCCUCCCAAACAACGUGACACCUGAGAAGCGUGUGCUUUUCUUGCGACACAUGACAAAGAAGGUGACUGAGGUGCUCGGCCACGAAAACUUCACCAUCCACUUAGUCCUGGACGAGACCACAGGCCUCGUGGCGGGUGCGUUUCUUUCCUUUGGCACAGUCGCCAACGCCGAGGAUGCCUUGGCACGACUCAAUCUUUACCGAUUCACGAAAACGGAUGUUCUCACAACAUACCGAUGGUCUUCCUUGCAGGCGGCAGGCGCCCCACAGGACGAGUACAGGCCGCCCGAGCUGGCGGAUGACGUGGACGCGGAUUUCGCGCACACCAUGAGCGAGGACGCCAUGGCACGUCCGCAGUUCUUUAUUAAGCAGGGAGAGUCUUUUGACGUGGAAUGGUAUUGGUUUAAUUACAUGACUCUCAAAGAUGAGUUGUACCGGAAGCCACGUGCACUAAAAACUGACUCACUGGGCCAAUGGACGGAAAUGGAGCGGCGGCAAAAGAAACUUGGGGCUGGUCUUGUCCACGGCCCUCUUACGGUGGUGCGCCCGAUGCCGGCGUGGUCGACGUUUGGCCGCAUGAUUAUCUCACAGCACACAGGUGGUCUGAAGGUGUGGGGUGGACGACAAAUGAGUAUGCUGUUUGAGGUGCCGGAGCUUGACAUCAAUGCCUUUCUGGUGUCACCGCAGGAGAAGUACCUUGUAGUGAAGACCCUAAACGAUGUGAGUGUAUGGGAUAUCCGUACGGCAAAAAAGAUUCGUACACUUGGUGGUCUUGAUCUUGUGGACACAGAGAAGUGGCCCAUUACUCGCUUCAAUGCGGGGGAUUCACUGGUUGCCAUUUCGCACGCUAGCCUGGAGCCGGGCGCCCCUGGUAAACUCUUCAUUUAUCGUCCAGAGACAAUGCGUGUGCUGCAGGCUUCCGCUACGACGACGCCGAUGUCGCACACAUUUACCGUCCCUGGACUUAAGACAGUGGAGUGGAAUCCGGUUAUGGAGGCGCAAAUGGCCGUCGUCAUGGAACUCGGCGCCAAUCAAGGCUGGAAGGUUACCAUUCAGGACAUCGUGGUGGAGGACAAUCUCGUGCAUGAGGAGAUCAUUGCGCAGCGCAACUUUUUGCAGGCGGAAAAACUAGACCUUCUGUGGCACCCGCAGGGAACCCACCUUGUCGUCAAAAUAACAAAAACACACUCUACCGAGUAUGCCCUCUUUGCUAUUGGCACAAGAAGCGCAGCUGUGAUGCAGUUGCAGGUGGAAAAGGGUCUUUCUGCCGGUCGUUUUGCGUGGCAGCCUUCUGGUCCACACUUUGCCGUCAUUUUUGAAGAUACCUCAAAGUUGGGGGAUAUUGGCUCGACGUCUGAGAUGCGUAUUUACAACAUUAAAAAACAUCUGAAGCUACUUGGACGUUAUGUGACGAAUGCGACGCACCUUUUUUGGGCCCCGCGUGGCGCCCGUUUGGUUGCCACGAACUACGCCAAGUCCACUCUGCAUUUCUACGGCAUCAACGACAAUGGCAUGGUGGUUCAGCUGGAGAAGCACUCGGCGCCUGUGACGGACACGGCGUGGGACCCAACAGGACGCUUCUACGCCUCGUGGGUGUCGGCGCUUAAGAGCGCUGCCGACAACCAAUUUCGCAUCUUUGACUUAAACGGCAGGGAAUUACUGAACAAGCAGGUGCGCCAGCUAUCUCACUUCUCGUGGCGGCCAUUAGCACCGCCGGUGCUGACGGCAGAGGAGAUAAAGAUGGUGCGUGAAAACCUGAGCGAGUACAGCCAGCGGUACGAACGAGAACUGAAGGAGCAGGAGGAGCGUGAGGAGGCGGAGCUGCGGCGCGUCCUCCAGGAUAAGCAGAGUAAAUACAUAAAACGCAUGCGGGAUAUCGCACGCUACCACCGUGAUAAGGGUUUUGAAAACCAACGUGCGGAACUUAUUGCGUCGUCGCCCUGGAGCCGGCUCUGGGCACGGCGUAUGAAGUCCCUUCCAGAGGAGGAGACGAUAAUGCACGAAGAUGUCACCGAGGAGCGCAUCGUGCAGCGCCGUACCCUCAACUAA
Messenger RNA from Trypanosoma rangeli, 2091 nucleotides. Its product is annotated as putative translation initiation factor. Gene Ontology annotation, cellular component: eukaryotic translation initiation factor 3 complex. The record is from RefSeq and is a predicted model, not a curated record. Gene Ontology annotation, molecular function: translation initiation factor binding; translation initiation factor activity; RNA binding. Lineage: Eukaryota; Euglenozoa; Kinetoplastea; Trypanosomatida; Trypanosomatidae. Gene Ontology annotation, biological process: translational initiation. The coding region runs from base 1 to 2091 and encodes 696 amino acids. The transcript has a single exon.